GGAGCAGCACCGAGUUCUGCAGCACAAGGGGCCCAGGUCCUGAGUGACAGAAGUGUUAGAGGUGGUGCCCAGCAGCCUUUGAGGUCUCCUAGAGGGUCUGCUCCCGAGGAUGGGUCUCCAGGGGACAUUCUGCUUCCCCCUGGGGCUCCUGCUUGGCUCUGUGCUUUUGGUGGCAUCAGCCCCAGCCACUCUCGAGCCUCAGGGCUGCAGUGACAAGGAGCAACAAGUCACUGUCAGUCACACCUACAAGAUCGACGUGCCCAAGUCUGCUCUGGUCCAGGUGGAAACUGACCCUCAGCCCCUUAGUGAUGAUGGGGCCUCGCUCCUGGUCCCCGGGGAGGCUGAGGAACAGAACAUCAUCUUUAGGCACAACAUCCGCCUGCAGACACCACAGAAGGACUGUGAGCUGGCAGGCAGCGUCCAAGACCUCCUGGCCCGGGUGAAGAAGCUGGAGGAAGAGAUGGCGGAGGUGAAGGAGCAGUGUAAUGUCCAGCGCUGCUGCCAAGGAGCUGCUGGUGCGAGCCCCCCCUGCAGCGGCCACGGGAGCCUCUCGCCGGACACCUGCGGCUGCCGCUGCGACGAGGGCUGGGAGGGCGCGGCCUGCGAGCGGCCCGCCUGCCCCGGGGCCUGCAGCGGCCACGGCGUGUGCGUGCGCGGCGUGUGCAGGUGCCACGAGGACUUCACGUCCGAGGACUGCAGCGAGCGGCGCUGCCCCGGCGACUGCAGCGGCCACGGCUUCUGCGACACGGGCGAGUGCUACUGCGAGGAGGGCUUCAGCGGCCUGGACUGCGCGCACGUGGUGGCUCCCCAGGGCUUGCAGCUGCUCAAGAGCACCGAGAAUUCCCUGCUGGUGAGCUGGGAGCCCUCCAGCGAGGUGGACCACUACCUCCUCAGCUACUACCCUCUGGGGCAGGAGCUCUCUGGGAAGCAGAUCCAGGUGCCCAAGGAGCAGCACAGCUAUGAGAUCCUUGGUUUGCAGCCUGGAACCAAGUACAUAGUUACCCUGCGCAACGUCAAGAAAGAAGUUUCCAGCAGCCCACAGCAUCUGCUUGCCACCACAGAUCUUGCUGUGCUUGGCACCGCAUGGGUGACAGAUGAGACUGAGAACUCUCUGGAUGUGGAAUGGGAGAACCCCCCGACUGAGGUAGACUACUACAAGCUGCAGUAUGGCCCCCUGACAGGACAGGAGGUGGCCGAGGUCACCGUGCCCAAGAGCAGUGACCCCAAGAGCCGAUAUGACAUCACUGGUCUGCAGCCUGGGACAGAGUAUAGGAUCACCGUGGUGCCCAUGAAAGGAGAACUGGAGGGCAAGCCGAUUCUCCUGAAUGGCAGGACAGAAAUUGAUAGUCCAACCAAUGUGGUCACUGAUCGUGUGACAGAAGACACAGCGGUGGUCUCCUGGGCCCCAGUCCAGGCCACCAUAGAUAAGUACGUGGUGCGCUAUACCUCUGCUGAUGGGGAUACCAGGGACAUGGCGGUACCCAAGGAGCAGAGCAGCACCGUCCUGACGGGCCUGAAGCCGGGAGAGGCAUACAGGGUCUACGUGUGGGCUGAGAGGGGCAACCAGGAGAGCAAGAAAGCCAACACUGACGCCCUCACAGAAAUUGACAGCCCAACAAACCUGGCCACUGACCGGGUGACAGAGGACACGGCCACCGUCUCCUGGGACCCAGUGCAGGCCAUCAUCGACAAGUACAUGGUGCGCUAUACGUCUGCUGAUGGGGACACAAGGGAGGUUCCAGUGGGGAAGGAGCAGAGCAGCACUGUCCUGACGGGCCUGAGGCCAGGUGUAGAGUACACGGUCCAGGUGUGGGCCCAGAAGGGGGCCCGGGAGAGCAAGAAGGCUGACACCAAGGCCCCAACAGAAAUUGACAGCCCCAAAAACCUGGUGACUGACCGGGUGACAGAGGACACGGCCACCAUCUCCUGGGACCCGGUGCGAGCGGUUAUCGACAAGUACAUGGUGCGCUACACAUCUGCUGAUGGGGACACCAGGGAGGUUCCAGUGGGGAAGGAGGAGAGAAGCACUGUCCUGACGGGUCUGAAGCCAGGUGUGGAGUACACGGUCCAGGUGUGGGCUCAGAAGGGGGCCCGGGAGAGUAAGAAGGCUGACACCAAGGCCCCAACAGACAUUGACAGCCCAACAAACUUGGUGACUGACCGGGUGACAGAGAACACAGCCACCAUCUCCUGGGACCCAGUGCAAGCAAUCAUUGACAAGUACAUGGUGCGCUAUACAUCUGCUGAUGGGGACACGAAGGAGGUUCCAGUGGGGAAGGAGGAGAGCAGUACUGUCCUGACAGGCCUAAGGCCAGGUGUGGAGUACACGGUCCAGGUGUGGGCCAAGAAGGGGGCCCAGGAGAGCAAAAAGGCCGACACCAAGGCCCCAACAGACAUUGACAGCCCAACAAACCUGGUGACCGACCGGGUAACAGAGGACACGGCCACCAUCUCCUGGACUCCCGUGCAGGCCGUCAUCGACAAGUACAUGGUGCGCUAUACGUCUGCUGAUGGGGACACAAGGGAGGUUCCAGUGGGGAAGGAGCAGAGCAGCACUGUCCUGACGGGCCUGAGGCCAGGUGUAGAGUACACGGUCCAGGUGUGGGCCCAGAAGGGGGCCCGGGAGAGCAAGAAGGCUGACACCAAGGCCCCAACAGAAAUUGACAGCCCCAGAAACCUGGUGACUGACUGGGUGACAGAGGACACGGCCACCAUCUCCUGGGACCCGGUGCGAGCGGUCAUCGACAAGUACAUGGUGCGCUACACAUCUGCUGAUGGGAUCACCAGGGAGGUUCCAGUGGGGAAGGAGGAGAGAAGCACUGUCCUGACAGGCCUGAAGCCAGGUGUGGAGUACAUGGUCCAGGUGUGGGCUCAGAAGGGGGCCCGGGAGAGUAAGAAGGCUGACACCAAGGCCCCAACAGACAUUGACAGCCCCAAAAACCUGGUGACCAACCAGGUGACAGAGAACACGGCCACCAUCUCCUGGGACCCGGUGCAGGCCAUCAUCGACAAGUACAUGGUGCGCUACACAUCUGCUGAUGGGGACACCAGGGAGGUUCCAGUGGGGAAGGAGGAGAGAAGCACCGUCCUGAUGGGCCUGAGGCCAGGUGUGGAGUACAUGGUCCAGGUGUGGGCUCAGAAGGGGGCCCGGGAGAGUAAGAAGGCUGACACCAAGGCACCAACAGAAAUUGACAGCCCCCAAAACCUGGUGACCAACCGGGUGACAGAGGACACGGCCACCAUCUCCUGGGACCCGGUGCGAGCGGUCAUCGACAAGUACAUGGUGCGCUACACAUCUGCUCUUGGGGACACCAGGGAGGUUCCAGUGGGGAAGGAGCAGAGCAGCACUGUUCUGACGGGCCUGAGGCCAGGUGUGGAGUACACGGUCCAGGUGUGGGCCCAGAAGGGGGCCCGGAAGAGCAAGAAGGCUGACACCAAGGCCCUGACAGACAUCGACCCUCCCAAAAACCUUCGUCCAUCUGCUAUAACACAGUCUGGAGGGGUGUUGACCUGGACAUCCCCCUCUGCUCAGAUUGAUGGCUACAUUCUCACCUACCAAUUCCCAGAUGGCACCAUUAAGGAGAUACAGCUUGGAAGAGGGGAUGAGAGGCUCGAGCUGCAAGGCCUUGAGCAGGGCAUCACCUACCCUGUCUCCUUGAUCGCCUUUAAGGGUGAUCGCCGGAGCAGGAGUGUCUCCACCACCCUUUCCACAGUUGGUGCCCGCUUUCCACAUCCUUCAGACUGCAGUCAAGUUCAACAGAACAGCAAUGUUGUCAGCGGUCUAUACACCAUCUACCUGCAUGGUGACGCCAGCCGGCCCCUGCAGGUGUACUGCGACAUGGACACGGAUGGAGGCGGCUGGAUUGUAUUCCAGAGGCGCAACACUGGGCAGCUGGAUUUCUUCAAGCGCUGGCGCACCUACGUGGAAGGUUUCGGGGACCCCAUGAAGGAGUUCUGGCUUGGACUUGACAAGCUACACAAUCUCACCACUGGCACCCCGACCCGGUAUGAAGUAAGAGUAGACCUACAGACUGCCAAUGAAUCUGCCUAUGCCGUAUAUGAUUUAUUCCAAGUGGCUUCCAGCAAGGAGAGGUACAGGCUCACAGUUGGGAAAUACAGAGGCACAGCAGGGGAUGCUCUUACUUACCACAAUGGAUGGAAGUUUACAACUUUUGACAGAGACAAUGAUAUUGCCCUCAGCAACUGUGCCCUGACACAUCAUGGUGGCUGGUGGUACAAGAACUGCCACUUGGCCAACCCCAAUGGCAGAUAUGGGGAGACCAAACACAGUGAGGGGGUGAACUGGGAGCCAUGGAAAGGACAUGAAUUCUCCAUUCCUUACGUGGAGCUGAAAAUCCGCCCUCAUGGCUACAGCGGGGAGCAUGUCCUGGACAGAAAGAAGCGGACACUGGGAGAAAAUUCGAGAACGUUCUGAUGGCCUAUUGGAGCAGUUGUCACAUGAGACAAGACCAGCCCAGGGUUGGGGCUGUGAGGGCUUGGGGCAGGGUGGGUAGUGGUGACUGGUUAUUGCAAGUUUGAGGGAUGCUCCUGGCCCCUGGUUUCUGAGAUGGCUGGAUAACCUGCAGGACAAAGCAUGUUAUCAAGCUUCAGACAAAUCAGGUUACUUCCCUAUCACCUGCGUUUUUGCCCAUUUGUAUUGGGGGUCUGAAAAUCAGCCAGUAGUAGCAUAUGAGGAAGACAGCACUGGACUACAAGGUUUUUCAGUCUAUCUUUAGUAACAAAUACAUGAGAUUGGAGGGGGGAAGAGGAAAAAAAGAAUCAUCUAGCACUUCACCAAUUGGAAAUCUCUGGAAAUUGGUAUAUGUAUUAUAUAUAAAAAUAUAUAUAAAGCUCCUCUACUAGAAAUCUUUUCCUUAGAAAAAAAGCACCAAGGAGGGGUUCUCUUUGAUGGCCAAGGGGCUAAAGUAGUCUGAUGCUGGUCACCUGCCAUUACCACUGGGCUUUGAGGGAAAAGCUGUAAACCUCCCCCUGUUUAAAAAAUGCUAGUAUUAGGAGGAAGAGUACAGGGAACCACGAGGGACCAAGAUGGAUUCCCAUCUAGCUAAGCUCUGACCAGCAUGCUGGAGACCAAGCUUCUGUGUUACUCUUCUUCUCAAGAGCCACCUUCCCACCUAUUUGCAUAAUCACUUUCAUAGAUCUACAUGUGUUGUGAAUAAAUUCUCACUCAUUUCAACUUUAAAUAA
Molecule: messenger RNA, 5204 nt
Organism: Nyctereutes procyonoides (raccoon dog)
Lineage: Eukaryota; Metazoa; Chordata; Mammalia; Carnivora; Canidae
Gene: TNN
Product: tenascin N
Exons: 21
Coding region: 110-4435 (1441 amino acids)
Molecular function (GO): protein binding
Source: RefSeq, a predicted model, not a curated record